AUGCGGCACCAGCGUAAGAAACGGUACAUUCACGCGAUUCCCAUCGAACACGUGAAGCCUCAUCACCUGCCAGUCAUGCAGGAGAUCCCUACUUCGACCCCAUACAGCGACAGAAUAUUCAAUGCACAGGAGUUUCAGCGACGUAUAGAAUUGCAAGAUGACGAGAUCCACGACCGUGUGGCGUUACGCUAUCUGAGUCAGUAUGUUGGACCAGUACUGUUCAACAUCUGCGACUUUGAUGAAGCAGCUGCAAGACAUGUCUACCUGUUCAACUCAUCCAGACUUGUGCUCGCUAUUUCCAAUUUUACUUUGGAACGUAUGACGGUGGUGGUAACUCCUGCGCGCACUCUGCUUUCCAGCGACGCGCAGUGUCCGUCAGCGAACCUCGAGUGCCAGGUGUCCGGCGCACGUGUCUGUAUCGACUCACUCAGCGCUUGCGACGGCGUACCCAACUGUGGUUCAUACGAUAUAUAUGAUGAGGAUCGUCUGACGUGUGGAAGAUCAGCAGGAGUUCAGCAUAAUGUGUGCCUUGCCGCCAUAACUUUCUUAGCAGUUUUACUUACUCUACUAUAUAUCGUGCACUAUUGGCUUAAACGAUGCGUGCCCAGAGUCUCUGAUGCCUUUUUCAUAUACACUGAUGCUGCUGAAAAUGUUUUAUACUUGGACCCUAUUAUGAGGUCUCCAUAUGAUACCGAAGAUCCAAAGGUGUUCUAUCGAACCGGUGUUAUCCCUGAUGAUAUGGAAUGUACCGACAUGAAAAUAAAAAGCAAGUCAGUUAGUCCUUAUAUUAGGCGAUUUCUCAGCUUAUUUCGAUGGAGAUGUAACUCAAAUCGUAAUGCGGCACCCGUUACGAAAGAACAAGAAAUUGACAUAGACUUUGACCGCCAUAGAAUGUAUUCGUAUGGUGAAGUAGAGCUCACUAAAUUGGGAGGUUCUGCGUUGACAGAUAUGGCAGUGCAAACCGGAUCAAGUUUAUUAGGAAUUCCCACAUUGGGUUCAGUUGUUGUUAACGUGUCAGAUCACGGCAGAUCUUCGGUGGUUGAUUCUGAGAUGGAAGACAUAGUAACUUAUUACGAAGGAAAGCGAAGAUCAAAGGAAAGCAAUAUUAUUGACUUAGACGAUCGUGAGUCUACGGAACGCGUAUUUAAAGAGUUGAGUAUUUUGGAGUUCUUUAAACGGGCAAGAUCUGUUUCUGUGGACAUGCCUCCGUAUCAAGAAGAAAGAAGUUCAGAAUAUUUGACGCAACUUUCACCCCAAAGAGAAGAAGAGGAAAUACAAAGCCUUAACUAUGAACCAAGCUUCCAAGUGCCAGCAAGCGUUACUUCAAUGAAUAUGGAAAUAAGUGGGAAAAAAAUUGAACACGCAAAUGUCCAAAAGAAAUUAAGAUUUGAAGAUAUUAAGGCGGAGUCACCUAGUGAGAAUGUAAAUGUAGAGGGGGUAAUGCCUGAACGUGGUCGACGGAGCGUGGUGUAUGGGGCCGGGAAGAAUAUGCCUAUAGAGCAGUCGGACUCCGGCGGUCAAAUCGAUGAGCCGAGUACCAGUACCAAUAGAAAAACAUAUUUUUGGGGCAGCAGUAAAAACAAACCUAAAAAGCCAACUAAGAAAAAGACUCAAUUAUUCUCGUCUCGAUGA
Molecule: messenger RNA, 1632 nt
Organism: Spodoptera littoralis (African cotton leafworm)
Lineage: Eukaryota; Metazoa; Arthropoda; Insecta; Lepidoptera; Noctuidae
Source: the annotation of a GenBank genome assembly